Molecule: messenger RNA, 1745 nt
Organism: Vombatus ursinus (common wombat)
Lineage: Eukaryota; Metazoa; Chordata; Mammalia; Diprotodontia; Vombatidae
Gene: ALDH3A2
Product: aldehyde dehydrogenase 3 family member A2
Exons: 11
Coding region: 39-1562 (507 amino acids)
Biological process (GO): aldehyde metabolic process
Cellular component (GO): cytoplasm
Molecular function (GO): aldehyde dehydrogenase (NAD+) activity
Source: RefSeq, a predicted model, not a curated record
GUCCGCCGUCCGGCUCUAGUCUCGUGCAGGGCGGCGCCAUGGAGCAGCUGGUGUUGCGGGCCCGGGCGGCCUUCCAGACGGGCCGCUCGAGGCCUCUGUCGUUCCGCCUGCAGCAGCUGCGGGCCUUGCAGAGGAUGGUGCAGGAGUGCCAGAAGGAGAUCCUGGGGGCGCUGGCCCAGGACCUGCACAAGAGUGAAUUCAACGCAUAUACUCAAGAAGUUGUAAAUGUUCUUGGGGAACUUGACUUUGUACUGGAGAAACUCCCUCAGUGGGUUGCCCCAGAGCCAGCUAAGAAGAAUCUCUUGACAUUGAUGGAUGAGGCCUAUAUCCACGCAGAGCCUCUUGGAGUGGUCUUGAUUAUUGGGGCUUGGAACUACCCGUUUGUCCUAAAUAUUCAGCCAUUAAUAGGAGCCAUCGCAGCAGGAAAUGCUGUCAUAGUCAAACCAUCAGAAUUAAGUGAAAAGACAGCCACGCUCUUGGCCAAGAUGCUCCCUCAGUAUUUAGACAAGGAGCUAUACCAUGUUAUUAAUGGUGGUGUCAAGGAGACCACGGAACUUCUGAAGCAAAGAUUUGACCAUAUUUUCUAUACUGGAAGUCCUGGAGUCGGGAAGAUUGUCAUGGAAGCUGCUGCCAAGCAUUUGACCCCUGUGACUCUGGAGCUUGGAGGGAAGAGUCCAUGUUACAUUGAUAAAGAUUGUAAUAUUGAUAUUGCUUGCAGACGUAUCACCUGGGGGAAGUAUAUGAACUGUGGUCAGACCUGCAUUGCUCCAGACUAUGUUCUCUGUGAGCCGUCCCUCCAGAGUCAGAUUGUGGAGAGGAUAAAGGAAACUGUGAAGGAAUUCUAUGGUGAAGAAAUAAAAAAGUCUCCUGAUUACGAAAGGAUCAUCAACCUUCGUCAUUUUAAAAGGGUGACAAGUUUACUUGAAGGACAAAAGAUAGCUUUUGGAGGGGAGACGGACGAGGCUACACGAUACAUAGCCCCGACUGUCCUUACUGACGUUAACCCUGACUCCAAGGUGAUGCAGGAAGAGAUAUUUGGUCCUGUGCUUCCAAUAGUGCCUGUGAAAAAUGCAGAUGAAGCAAUACAGUUCAUCAACCAGCGAGAAAAACCCCUGGCCCUGUAUGUGUUUUCUAAUAACAAUAAGCUGAUUAAAAGGAUGAUUCAGGAAACCUCCAGCGGUGGGGUUACUGGCAAUGAUGUCGUGAUGCAUUUCACUCUGAGCUCUUUGCCCUUUGGAGGAGUUGGUAAUAGUGGGAUGGGUGCAUAUCAUGGAAAACACAGUUUUGACACCUUCUCCCAUCACCGAUCAUGCCUAAUAAAGAAGUUAAAGAUGGAAGGUGCCAACAAGCUCAGAUACCCACCAAAUAGCCAGUCCAAGGUAGACUGGGCCAGAUUCUUCCUCUUGAAAAGCUUCAACAAAGGCAGAGUUGGUCUCUUCUUUCUGACUUUUCUGGGUGUCCUAGUUGCCAUAGCUGUAAAAAGAUACCAAGCUGUGCUGAGGAGAAAGGCCCUGUUGAUUUUUCUGGUAAUUCACAGACUUCAUUGGUCCAAUAAACAGUGAGGAACGGCGGAUUGCCAAAGGCAGCACUGUCGGUUAAAGAGAGUUUCAAUACUACUAAAGAUGGCUGAGGUUCAACUUGCAAGUUGUCUUUACUGGAUUUCUACUUUGGUUCCCUGAUUCAUGAACAAAUGUAUUCCUGUUAAAAAAUAUUAAUAUAAAAGUGCAAAGAUGAUUAACCUUAAA